This is a messenger RNA of Aspergillus novofumigatus IBT 16806, 440 nucleotides long. RefSeq lists its product as uncharacterized. Bases 205 to 429 code for a protein of 74 amino acids. The record is from RefSeq and is a predicted model, not a curated record. NCBI's taxonomy places the organism in Eukaryota, Fungi, Ascomycota, Eurotiomycetes, Eurotiales, Aspergillaceae. The transcript has a single exon.
CGCAAGCUGUUGGCUGUACCGUAUGUGAGCUUUGAACCACGAAGCAGAGCCACAUGCGGAUGCCGUAUGCACUGUCCCCAACUCCAAUUCCGGUCCGUAUUCUAGAAGACUGCCUAUUUCCUCCGGAGAACCUUCGGUCUCUUGCCAGCCAGCCACCGGCUCGGCACCCCUUGGCAGAUAGCGGAAUAUUCUCUUCGGGCGCAGAUGAUAUCUGCCCAGAAACUCUCCUGCUUCUGUCUCGGGCCCCUGAUCCUUUGCAUCCAAGCACCUAUCGGAGUAUUCACGGUGAAAUCAGCGUGCAAUCCUCACCAUCCAACUUCAGAAUUCGAUAUCUCGCCUAGACUGCGGACAGUGCACCCUGCACAGGGACAGUGGAUACAGCCCAGCAAUUCCGUACGUAAUGCAAUGUCACUCACUGCCGACUUUUAGGUAAUAAAAAU